Vigna umbellata (rice bean) is the source of this 1323-nucleotide messenger RNA. Lineage: Eukaryota; Viridiplantae; Streptophyta; Magnoliopsida; Fabales; Fabaceae. The record is from RefSeq and is a predicted model, not a curated record.
CUACGGUUUUCUUUUCCUCGCUUCCAUUCCGCUCCCUACCCUCACAGUCUUCCGCACCACACCUCAAAGAAGAAGAGGUUAAAGAGACGGCGCCGUUUUGCUGUCCGCCUUGACCGAGCAGAGCUUCGUCUUGGCCCUCGAUUUUGCCGUGCAAAACUCACGGUCACAGACAACCCCGUCGUCAUCAUCAACAACAAUGGCCCCAAAACAAACAAAGGCAGAGAAGAAGAUAGCUUACGAUGGGAAGCUGUGCCAGCUUCUCGAAGAAUACGGUCAAAUCCUCGUGGUCAACGCCGACAACGUGGGGUCAAACCAGCUCCAGAACAUUCGCAAGGGUCUCCGCGGAGACUCUGUCGUCCUCAUGGGGAAGAACACCAUGAUGAAGCGCUCCGUCAGAAUGCACGCUGAGAAAACCGGCAACAACGUGUAUCUCAGCCUCAUCCCUCUCCUUGUCGGCAAUGUGGGUUUGAUUUUCACCAAGGGCGACUUGAAGGAGGUCAGUGAGGAGGUUGCAAAAUACAAGGUUGGAGCACCUGCUCGUGUUGGUUUGGUUGCACCAAUUGAUGUCGUUGUUCCUCCUGGCAACACUGGUCUCGAUCCAUCUCAGACCUCUUUCUUCCAGGUCCUUAACAUUCCGACCAAGAUUAACAAGGGUACUGUGGAAAUCAUUACCCCUGUGGAACUCAUUAGGAAGGGAGAAAAGGUUGGAUCUUCCGAAGCUGCAUUGCUUGCCAAGCUUGGCAUUAGGCCUUUCUCUUAUGGGCUUGUGGUCCUUUCUGUUUAUGAUAAUGGCUCUGUGUUUAGCCCUGAGGUCCUUGAUCUUACCGAGGAUGACCUCAUUGAGAAGUUUGUUGCUGGUGUUUCGAUCGCUACUUCUCUUUCAUUGGCUAUCUCAUUCCCAACCCUUGCAGCUGCACCACAUAUGUUUGUGAACGCCUACAAGAAUGUUCUAUCUGUUGCUGUUGAGAUAGAUUAUUCUUUCCCUGAGGCAGACAAGGUCAAGGAGUAUCUCAAGGACCCAAGCAAAUUUGCAGUAGCUGCUGUUGCUGCUCCUGCUGCUGAUUCUGGUGCUCCAGCUGCUGCAGCAAAGGAAGAGGAAAAGAAGGAAGAGCCAGCUGAAGAAUCUGAUGAUGACAUGGGUUUCAGUUUGUUUGACUAAAUUAUGAAUGCUUAUUGAGGUUGCUUUUCAAGUUUUUUCUUUUUUGAUGUUUGAAUUGCUGAACCUGUUUUUGGUUUUAGGUGUUGUAUUGUUUCGCCGUUUUUCCUAUUCAUGUUAUAUUCUGACUAGUUUUCUAAUUUAAAUUUUCCAAGUUAUAACACUUA